UCGGAGGGCAGAGCCGGCGCGCGCUCCUACGGUGUUGGCAUCGCCGGGCGCGGCCGCGGGGAGCCGGUGGCGAGGGCAGGAGCCCGGGGAAGGCCCCCUCGCUCGCCGGGGUGCCUCGCGGGGACUUCGGGCGGACCCCGGUGUCCCGGGACUUGUGCGCGCAGCCAUGGGCAGCGUCGGGGAGCCUGGCGGGGGGCCGGGCGCGCGCGACGGGCCCGCGCAGCGUGGGGUGCCGCUGCCCACCUUCCGCUGGGACCAGAUCCGCCCGCACAACCUGCCGGGCGACAAGUGGCUGGUCAUCGAGCGCCGCGUCUACGACAUCAGCCGCUGGGCGCAGCGGCACCCGGGGGGCAGCCGCCUCAUCGGCCACCACGGCGCGGAGGACGCCACGGAUGCCUUCCGUGCCUUCCACCAGGACCUCGGCUUUGUGCGCAAGUUCCUGCUGCCCCUGCUGAUCGGAGAGCUGGCCCCUGAGGAGCCGAGCCAGGACGGAGCCCAGAACGCCCAGCUGGUCGAGGACUUCCGAGCCCUGCGCCAGGCAGCCGAGGACAUGCAGCUGUUUGAGGCCCGGCCCGCCUUCUUCGCGCUCCUGCUGGGCCACAUCCUGGCCAUGGAGCUGCUCGCCUGGCUCGUCGUCUACCUCCUGGGCCCCGGCUGGCUGCCCAGCACCCUCACUGCCCUCAUCCUGACCGUCUCCCAGGCCCAGAGCUGGUAUUUGCAGCACGACCUGGGCCACACGUCUGUUUUCCGGAGGCCCCGGUGGAACCACGUGGCCCAGCAGUUUGUGAUGGGGCAGCUGAAGGGCUUCUCCGCCCACUGGUGGAACUUCCGCCACUUCCAGCACCACGCCAAGCCCAACGUCUCCCACAAAGACCCCGACGUGACCUUGGCGCCCAUCUUCCUCUUGGGGGAGUCGUCUGUUGAGUACGGCAGGAAGAAGCGCCGAUACCUGCCCUACAACCACCAGCACCUGUACUUCUUCCUCAUCGGCCCGCCGCUGCUCACGCUGGUGAACUUCGAGGUGGAGAACCUGGCCUACAUGCUGGUGUGCCUGCAGUGGCAGGACCUGCUCUGGGCCGCCAGCUUCUACUGCCGCUUCUUCUGGUCCUACACCCCCUUCUACAGCGUCUCCGGGGCGCUGCUGCUCUUCGUGGCUGUCAGGGUCCUGGAGAGCCACUGGUUCGUGUGGGUCACGCAGAUGAACCACAUCCCCAAGGAGAUCGGCCACGAGAAGCACCGGGACUGGGCCAGCUCGCAGCUGGCGGCCACCUGCAAUGUGGAGUCCUCACGCUUCAUCGACUGGUUCAGCGGGCACCUCAACUUCCAGAUCGAGCACCACCUCUUCCCCACGAUGCCCAGGCACAACUACCACAGGAUCGCGCCGCUGGUCAGGGCGCUGUGCGCCAAGCACGGCCUCACGUACGAGGUGAAGCCCUUCCUCACCGCCCUCGUGGACAUCGUCAGGUCCCUGAAGAAGUCUGGCAACCUCUGGCUGAAAGCCUACCUCCAGCAGUGACGGCGGCACCGGCCGCUCCUCCGCCCCGCCGCCUCCUGGCCCUGCCGCCUUCCCUCCGCCCUAUUGCAACCCUCCGGCCACAGCCCUGGGCCCUACAGGACGGGGGCGAGGGGGGUGGGACAGGAAGCCACAAGGUGAGCAUGACCCGUUUUCCUGGAGCAGAAGUUUAGGCAACCUGUUAUUUUUAUAUAAAGACAAUCCCAGAUCUGAGAUGGAAUAAAGUAUUGAACUUGCA
Eptesicus fuscus (big brown bat) is the source of this 1751-nucleotide messenger RNA. RefSeq names its product fatty acid desaturase 3 (gene FADS3). Lineage: Eukaryota; Metazoa; Chordata; Mammalia; Chiroptera; Vespertilionidae. The coding region runs from base 167 to 1516 and encodes 449 amino acids. Gene Ontology annotation, cellular component: membrane. Gene Ontology annotation, molecular function: oxidoreductase activity, acting on paired donors, with oxidation of a pair of donors resulting in the reduction of molecular oxygen to two molecules of water. The record is from RefSeq and is a predicted model, not a curated record. Gene Ontology annotation, biological process: lipid metabolic process. The transcript is spliced from 12 exons.